This is a messenger RNA of Synchiropus splendidus (mandarinfish), 6026 nucleotides long. It is a transcript of the gene pcsk5a, whose product is annotated as proprotein convertase subtilisin/kexin type 5a. Gene Ontology annotation, biological process: peptide hormone processing. The coding region runs from base 1 to 5571 and encodes 1856 amino acids. The record is from RefSeq and is a predicted model, not a curated record. Gene Ontology annotation, cellular component: Golgi membrane; trans-Golgi network. Gene Ontology annotation, molecular function: serine-type endopeptidase activity. NCBI's taxonomy places the organism in Eukaryota, Metazoa, Chordata, Actinopteri, Syngnathiformes, Callionymidae. The transcript is spliced from 37 exons.
AUGGAGCUCUUUUUAGCUGCUUGCUUUGGAACCGUCUUGCACUUCUCUCGGGCUGAUAUUUACACCAACGACUGGGCCGUAAAAGUUACCUCGGACUCAAGAUUUGCAGAUGGAUUGGCCAGAAAAUAUGGAUUCCUGAAUUUGGGACAGAUCGGAGAGCUGAAGGACUAUUACAUGUUCCGGCACCUGGAGACGCCGAGAAGGUCCGUUGAGCCCAACAAAGGAGCGACUGCUGGGAUCACCAAGGAGACGGAGGUUGAAUGGAUUCAACAGCAGGUGGUUCUGAGAAGAUCAAAACGGACCUCGAGGCGUCAAAGCUUUGAACCAAACCAGAUUAAUUUUUCGCUCUUGGCCUCUCAGUCUCACAUGAACAUCUCUGGGGCCUGGAGGAGGGGCUACACGGGAUCGGGUGUGGUGGUCUCCGUUCUUGGUGAUGGCAUUGAGAUGGAGCAUCCAGAUUUGAAGCCAAAUUAUGAUGUUCGGGCCAGUUCUGAUGUGAAGGGACAAGAGAGAAGCCCAUCAAGAAAAGACAGCAAGGCCACCAAAGACCUCAGGACGGAGCAGUGCGCAGGAGUCAUCACCGCUGCUGCAAAAAGCUCACACUCUUGCAGCAUAGGAGUUUCCUUCCAAGCACGUAUUGGAGGAGUCAACAUGUUGAGAGGAGAACAAACAGACGCCACUGAGGCAGCAUCACUGAGCUUUCGACCUCAAUACAUUGAUAUAUUUUUAGCCGACUGGGGUCCAGCAGAUGAUGGAGCAACUGUGGAUGGACCCGGGCCUCUAGCCCGCCUGGCUCUGAUGAACAGCAUCAUGACAGGUCGGCAGGGAAAGGGUUCCAUUUUUGUGUGGGGCUCGGGGAGUGGAGGUCAGAACGGCGACCACUGCUCCUGCGACGGCUACAGCAGCAGCAUCUACACCAUCUCUGUCAGCAGCAGCACAUGGAGGGGGGGUCCACCAGAGUACAUGGAGAGGUGCGCGUCCACACUGGCCACUGCUGCUGAGACAGAGGAGGUGCUCACACUGGGUCAGAACCAGACCUGCAGCAGAGCGAAAUGCGGCCCGUCCCAGUCGUCGGCCGUCGUUGCUGGAGUCGUUGCGCUCGCUUUGGAGGCCAAUCCCUUGCUGACCUGGAGGGACAUUCAGCACAUUAUUGUCAGAGCCUCGACACCUCGCCACCUCCUGGCCUCAGACUGGCGCGUCAAUGGUGCCGGGCACAAAGUGAGUCACGUGUACGGCUUUGGUCUGCUGGAUGCCGAGAUGAUGGUGAGAGAAGCUGAGCAGUGGAAGAACGUCCCCCAGCAGCAUGUGUGUGUGCAGGAAAAUCCCAUCCAAGCGAGCAGAACGAUUCAUCCUGGCACCGCGCUGACAUCUGCCAUGGAGACUACAGGCUGUUCCACAGAAUCCCAGCAGCACGUUGUUUAUGUGGAGCAUGUCAUCGUCCGGGUUUCCAUUGUUUGCAGUCGCCGCGGUGACCUUUCCCUCACUCUCACAUCCCCCUCCGGCACUGUGUCAGAGCUACUAGCUAACAGGCCUCAUGACAAUUCCACAGAAGGAUUCCACCACUGGGAAUUCAUGACAACCCACUGCUGGGGAGAGCAGGCUGCCGGGGAAUGGACCUUGAAAAUCCUGGAUGGGCCGUCUCAUCGGAGAAGAAAAUCUGAUCGAGGGCUGCUGAAGGAGUGGUCCCUGGUGAUUUAUGGCACCGCAGAAAAGCCGUACCCCAAGUAUCAUCGCAGCGCUCGAUCAGCUGAGAUGCUCGUGGAUAGUAACGAUUCCACUGAAGAAUACAGCGGACCAUGUGACCCAGAAUGCAGCGAGGACGGUUGUGAGGGGCCCGGCCCCGAGCAGUGUGUGACAUGUUUACACUUGUUCCUCAAGUUCAAGAACAACACAAGGAUUUGUGUGUCGAAGUGUCCCCGGGGAUAUUGGGGAGACCGCCGGCGAUGUAAAAGGUGCUACUCUUCCUGCGAGAGCUGCACAGGGAGUCGGCGGGACCAGUGCACCGCCUGUAUCUCCGGCUACCACCUGACAGAAGGAACCAAUACCUGCACUGCGUUUUGUGGCGAUGGCUUUUAUCUGGAUCAUGAUACCAACAUGUGCAGAAGGUGCAGUGAAAGCUGCCUGAGGUGCACCUCCUCCAGCGUCUGCAUCGAAUGCAGACCCGACAUGAGUCUGCAGGGGAACCGCUGCAGGCAGAGCUGCACACCAGGCUUCUACCAUGACCAGCAGGAAGCAAAGUGCCGGCCGUGCCACGAAGCCUGUGCCACUUGUGCAGGUGCUGGCGCCGAGGCGUGUACUCUGUGUGCACAAGGCUACUUGAUAGAGGAGUGGAGGUGUGUACCCUCCUGCAGCGCCGCGUUCUAUGCCACAGAGCCAAGCCCGGAGAUAGCCGACAGGCAGGGGAUAUGUAGGAGGUGCGAUGCCAGCUGUCUCACCUGUGUCGGCCCGAGCAGGCAGAACUGCAGCAGCUGUUCCAGUGGACAUCGCCUGGAGAACGGAGUCUGUGUUGUUAGUUCCCUCUGUGCAGACGGAGAAUUCCAGGACUCCAGCGGGAAGUGCCACGCAUGUGAUGCAACGUGUCUGAAGUGCAGAGGGCCGCAAGACGGAGACUGCAUCAGCUGCGUCGCUUCACGGGCUCUGGACCAGGGCCGGUGCGUGUUGGAGUGCGACAAAGUGAAGUACCAGUCUGGUGGACAGUGUCACCUGUGUGACCACACGUGUGCCACGUGUGUGGACGCAGGCUCCAGCAACUGCAGCAGCUGUGACACGGAUAAAUUUGGGAUGGAGCGUUACCUGUUGGACGGCCAGUGUCUGGACUCGUGUCCUGAGGCCUUCUUCCACACUCAGGAUGGACGCUGCCAGCGCUGUCCUGACCACUGCAGACUCUGCAGCAGUUCCAGACGCUGCCUCAAGUGUCAGUCCUCCUACUACCUGUCUGAUGGUGUGUGCCUCCAGCUGGAAUGUGGAGAAGGAGAGGUGGAGGAUCCUGACUAUCAUGACUGCAUGCCAUGUGAAGAGGGAUGCAAGCAGUGUGUCUUGUAUAACCCUCGCCACUGCCAGUCCUGCAUGGAGGGCUACUACAACUUUCAGGACGCCUGCUACCGUGACUGUCCGGCUAAAACCUUCAGCGUGGAGGACCAGAUGACCUGCAUCCCUUGCGAUGACACCUGCGUGAGCUGUGACCAGAACAAGUGCUACUGGUGCGAGACUGACCUCUUCUUAUCAGAGGGAAGCUGCGUGUCUGCGUGUCCCGACGGUUUCUAUGGCGACGAAGACAGUAACAACUGCGAGGAGUGCGAUGCUGACUGCCUGACAUGCGACGGCCCGAACCUCUCCAACUGUCUGACCUGUGAGGAUGGAAAAGUGCUUCAAAUGGGACAGUGUGUGUCGGACCACGAGGUCUGCCCCAUUAGGACCUUCCGCACUGUCGCUGGAUCUUGCGAGGACUGCCACCCCUCCUGCGAGUCCUGCUCCGGAGAGGAGAAGAACCAGUGCACAGCCUGCGCAAAAGGGAGGUUUCUAACCGAACAGCGAACGUGUGUGUCGAAGUGUCCAGGGGGCUUCUUUGCCAGCCGACUGAGCAGCGUGUGUGAGCUUUGCCCUGCAGGCUGUUUACAGUGCGCCGACGCUCAACACUGCACUCGCUGUCAAAGCACUCGAAAAGCUCCUCUUUUCCUGCAGGACGGGGAGUGUGUGCAACAGUGUGACAGUGGCUUCUAUCCUGUUGGUCCCAUUUGUCGCAGUUGUGCGGCGGGUUGUGUGUCCUGCUGGAGAAACGCAAGUCACUGUCUGAGCUGUGAGGAACAUUUGCUUCUUCAUAAGCACCAGUGUGUGGACGAGUGUCCUCGAGGUCACACGGUACGAGACGGCGAAUGCCAACGCUGCCCCACUUCCUGUCACGACUGCAACCCACUUGGCCAGUGCACAGGUUGUGAGGACUAUCACUUUCUCCAUGAUGGCCUGUGCGUCCUUGACUGCCCUGAGAGGUUCUACGAGGACAAAGAGCUGCGAGAAUGUUUGCAUUGCCACCCUGACUGUGAUUUGUGCGACGGACCAAACAGUAAUGACUGCGAUGCUUGCGUCGACCCCGAGGCCACACUGCACAAUGGCGCUUGUGUUGCCUUCUGUCCGCCUCAUUCCUUCAGAGACGCAAUAACAUCAGAGUGUAAAGAUUGCGAUGCCUCAUGCCUCACGUGUUUCGGGCCCCUCCCUGCCUCCUGCUCCAGCUGCAGAGAGGACCAUGAGUUGGACGGACACGGUCACUGUGUGCCAUCAGUCAGCGAGUGCACACCUCACCAGUACCCCGACCAGGACGGGGACUGUCAUCCAUGUCAUAAGUUCUGCCACAGGUGCUUCGGUCCAGGCAAGAGUCACUGCCUGAGCUGCAACCAAAGACAUUUCCUGCUCAAUGGGACGUGUGUGGAUAAAUGUCCGGCAGGAUUUUACCAAGAUGCCACAGGACUGAGGUGUGAAUCCUGCCAUCCCUCCUGCGAGUCGUGUGGUGGAAUGCACAGUCAUGAGUGCCUGACCUGCAAGGAUGACCUGUUCAGAGAAGGAAAAGAGUGUGUGGAGAUCUGCCAGCACGGUCACUAUGGAAACAGGGCGUCGAGGAUGUGUGAGAAGUGCGACCCGAGCUGCAGCGAGUGUUUGGAGGGAGGGGACGACAGCUGCCUCACUUGCGCUCUGGGUCUUAUUUAUUUGCGGAAAGAAGGUCGCUGCCUGCCCUCCUGCCCACUGGGAUACUUCCACGACACUGCGCACAGAACCUGCCAGUCCUGCCACGCCAGCUGCAGGAGCUGCUCAGGUAGCCGUGCUCAGUCCUGCGACUCGUGCCAGCCUGGAUCCCGGCUCUCAGACGGCAUGUGUCUGUCCCUGUGCGACGAGGGAAAGUACCCCCAGAUCAAGAGCGCGGGGCAUUCCUGUGAGGAGUGUGACGUCUCCUGCGAGGAGUGCCGAGGGCCGGGGCCCACCAACUGCACCGCGUGUCCCCUACCGGCCAUUCUGGAGGCCGGAGGUCGCUGUCUGCUCUGCUGCCACCUGGACGACCAGGCCACAGGGCAACCAGAGGACUGCUGCAACUGCACUAGGACCAGAGGCGAGUGCAUCCUCAGCACAAACUUGGCCUUCCGAAACAAGGAGGAGGAGGAGAUCAGAGGAAACCUGACUGUCUUCAUCAUUGCUUGCGUUCUGCUGGUGCUGGUGUUGGUCGCGAUCGUCUUCAUCAUCCGACACUCACGCUCCAAGAGAGCUCCCCCUGACAUUCCUCCGCGCGGCUACGAGAAGCUCGGCUCCGGUGGCGGCGGAUUCGGAGGGUUCAGCUCCGCCUCCAACACGUCCUACAGUGGCCACGCCAGCUCCUCCGCUGGUCACUUCCAGGAAUCGCAGUUGGUUGACCUCAGAGAGCGGCGGACAGGGAGCAAAGACGAAGAUGACGACGAUGAUGAUGACGAUGAGGACAUUGUUUACAUGGGCCAGGAUGGGACUGUGUACAGAAAGUUCCGCUAUGGACAGCUGGCCGAUGACAAUGAGGACGAGCUGGAGUAUGAUGACGAAAGUUACACUUACAGAUGAGGUUGGCUAUUCCGUCGGAGGCCAUCUUUGUGUGGAGACGCUCAUGUUUGUGUACGUAAUAAUAAGAUUGACCGUGUUAGGAUUUCUAAAUUUGACCAGUGCCUACGCCAAACACUGCGGAUACACUGGUUACCAGUCAUUUCAUUUUGGAGGCGAAAUGCUUUAAUAACACAUUUUUGAGAAGCAAAGCUUCAUGUUCCAAAUGAUGCUUAGCAAGAAUUGGGAAACAAAUCACUGAAACUAUCUUUGUUUGAUGCAGAGGAGCCACUAGUUCUACUCUCAGCCUCUCCUGGUUGAGAUUCCACACGGCCUCAUGACAACACUAGUCUGCUGUUUCAGCGUCUCCAUGACCGUUUCCUCAUUUGUGAGAAACAUUCCCUUCAUAGAGUGCUAGCAGUGAUCUUCCCGGGGCAGUGACUCCCUUCCACCCUGGGCAAGGCAACUGCUUUUGGAGG